AGCUUUCUAUAGUUCUAGAUUUAUUUAUCUGUUCAGCCUUUACCAUAAAACUUUAUUUAUAAAGCAGUUUAAACAAGCUGCUCAGAAACCAGGAAGAAGCAGAACCACGAGAUGGUUCUGCCUGGUGUAAAAUAGCAAGUGAUAAUCACGCCAGAGUCUCGAAGCAGCAGCGGAAAAGGUUCUGUUACCUCUGAGUCCUGGUCAGCCAAGCCGAAAGAGCUAGAUGGUUCACAUGGAUGCAGCAGUUCUGACAAACAAAAUGGGCCGGCACCUUUAAAGGCCUUCAAAACAAAUCAAAGCAUUAUUAAAGUGAGACUAAAACUGGAGCGAGGUCCUCUCUGUUCCUUGAGCCUGCAGCGUUCUGGUUCUGCUGAAGGUCCAAAGGAGGCCCACCUGAUCCCAGACAGGAGGACAUAAAGUCAUAAAAACAGAACUCCUUAUUUUCUUCUUUCAAAUUCACAGUUUUUAUUAAAAUAUUUGGUGUCUAAUUCAUACAUACUAGUCAUCCUACAGACCCAAACAUCCAAUCAGACCCGUUCUGCUGUGGCCGCAAUGGACCGAGCUCCUCCUCACAUCUUCUUUAACAGUGUUAAUGGCAUCCCAUAAUGAUCCUGGUGGUUUCUCUUCCACCUGGAUGUGAACAUGAACAAAGCAAAGGAAAGUGAUGUUUAUAUUCUUGCUGACCCAAAACUUAAAAAGGGUUCUGCAGGUUCGGAUCAAGUUUGCAAAUCAAAAUCUUCUGGCCUCUGUGGGAAAAAAUAGAAAGAAAUGUGAUCUUUUCUCAGCAUGAAGAACAAGAGUUGGGUCUUUAAAAGCCUUGCUGUUUUAUGCCAAGUUUAAUACAGGAAUUAAGACAGAUCUGGGUUCAGCAGAAUCUGGACUGAUGUGGUUCUGUUUCGUAUAAAUCUGAAGAGAAAGGAAAAAACCUGGUUAUUAGGGCAUGAAGACUUUGUUCUGUUUUUCAUUUAAAAAAGAUUUUAAUUUGUCAUAUGUAAUAUUUUGGCCCAAUUAAAAAUAAAAUCCAUCUGCUACGUGUUCUGCGGGCCACAUUUAAAUUGGGCCCGGUCCAUAAUGGCAUGCCCCCUGCGAAUUUCUCCUUUCUUUUCAUGAAAACAUCUCUGAUGCUUCAGCCGGAAACGGUAAAGAAAUCAUCUGCUCAUCAGAACCAAUCUUCUAUCAACCAGAACAGACAGAACCAGUUGGUCCAUUAAAUUCUUGAUUAAACUCAUUGGGAAAACAACUGAAUAUUUUUCUUUCUUCUGAUUCUCUCUGUGUUGUUCCCUCUUUGUUAUAAAGUUCUGACCCGGUCUGAUAGAACUGAGCAGGACUUUCUGUUAUAACUUCCCAGACAGCCACCCACAGCUCCCAGUAAAGUCAUCUGUUUGGUCCCAGUACCCAUCAGUGUCAUAUACUUCCUGGCUGAAACGGUCUGAUUUACAUGCAGAGUUAGCUGCCAUCUCUAGAACGGCCACCAGAGGGUGCUGUUGAUGUCAUCAGGCAGUAACUGGAGCAUCUGUCAAUCAGAGCAGAGAGGGCAGACAGCAUUAGGUCACACUGUGGGUCCUCCUCAGUCUAGGUGGAACUGCCUGACCUGCUAAAUGGUCCAAUAUUGGAACAUGUUACAUCUCCUAAGGUCCAAUUCUAACAGCUAUGGGGCAGGUUGCUGCAGGAGAGGCUCCAGAAGCUGUUCUGCUCUGAAACACUGCUCCUAUGGAGACCCGAGGGGCACGCCGCACCGGCUGAUGUGGGGCCAUGACAUUAUCUCCAUCUGUCUGGUCUGAUGUUCCUGUGGUCCAGUCUCCCAUCCCAACCCUUUAGACCUUUAAACUGGUGCUCCUUCUGGGUGCUGAGCUUCCUGCUCAGACUGCAGCAGCAUGGCUUCUUUUUAUCAUUCAGUAAAAGUCCAGGUUCAUCAGACAAAGGACACGGUACAUAUGCUGGAUUCUGAAUCUUCUUCCUCACAGUAGCCAGGAUGUUUUAUGUUUAGGCGGAACUGCAUUAGGCUAGAAACACAGAACACAGAGCGGGGCUCGACUUGUUUCUGGGCUUCUUGGUUGGACUACACCCAAAAGGCAAACAUGGAAAUAUAUUUAAAACUGACUUGGAAAAGACUGUUGAUCAGGAUCUGGGUUUGGACCAGAUAUAUGCUUUGAAAAAUCUUUACUUCCUUACAGAUUUGCUCUGUUUUGCCUUCUUGUCUCACUUAAAGGGGUCAGAUCAUCGAACACAUUUCAAAAUCUAAGGUAACCUGAUUAAAUAUAAAUAUCGGAGAAUUUCAUUGGUUAAGCUUCCACUUCCAGUAAACCCAGUAACUGGUUGUUUCUCCCUUGGCAGCACCAGCGGAUAACUAGAAAUGAAUCUCAGCCAGUCAGCUGAAGUCCAGGUCCCGAAGCAGCAAGUCAGCCCAGACCAUCACACUACCACCACCAUGCCUGACUAUAUUUACCCCAAAUGUAACAGGACACACACCUUCCAGAAAGGCCCAUCUUUAUCUCCUCAGUCCACAGUAGAUCUUCUCUUGAAGUCUUGGAGAUCAAGAUGUUUUUUGGUAAAUCUGAGUUGGGCCUUUGUGUCCUUUUUGGGUCAGAAGCGGUUCUGCCCUUGGAACUCUCCCACGGAGGCCAUCUUUGCCCAGCCUCUCUUUCUGAUUGUUGAAUCAUGACCUCUGACCUUAAGUGAGGCAGUGAGUCCUGCAGAGCUUAGAUGUUGUUCUGUCUUCUUCUGGGACAUUUUGGAGUAAUUCUGGUAGGCCAGGCACUCCUGGUAAGGUUCUCCACUGUUCCAUGUUGUCUCCAUGAAUGGAUAAUGGUUCUUCCUGAGGUUCUCUGAAGACCCACAGCUGUAGAAAUGGCUUCCUCACACCUUCAGACUGAUAGAAAUCAGUACAUGUUGGUUUGGAUGCAGUUUUUCUCUCAAAAAAUCAAAAUCAUCACUUUAAAAACUCUUUUUUAUUUACUGAGAUUAUAUCUGAUAUUAACAUUUGUCUGAUGGGUCAGGGCUGUCCGAAACAUUUAAGCGUGAUAAGAAAUGACGAGGAGGUAAAUACUUUUUCACACCACUGUGUCAGCCAAUCAGAAAGCUCCAUGGUGUUUUUCUGUAAGCAGGUUAGAAUGGCUGUUUUCCAGAGUUCCUCUUUGGUUCUGGAACCAGAGAGGAACUAAAUAUUUCAUUAAACAGUAGAAAUCUGACUGUUUGCUUUACCUGUCAAAACAACAACCUGGAUCCAUUUCCUCUGAGUCGGAGGUUUUACAGUGGGUCACUUGCUGGCUAGAAAGCCAUGUGAUGAAGAACCACGGUAAGAUGAAGUUAAAUGGCUCAGUCUAAGGCUUAGAUUAAAGAUAGAAACCACAGAACCUGGACCACACCCACUAGGUGUUUGUCCAUCAGUGUUUAACCUGGUUCUGGACAUAUUUGACUGCUUGCUCCAAAGAACAGGUCUGAAUGUAAACCCUGAACCAAACGCUCCAGCAGCUGGAACUGAGCUGUUGUACAGAGAGACGAGGUUUCCGGAAAUCUGCGUUAAUCAUUUAGGAGCUAAUGGAGCGAGACGCACUCUUCAUCAGCAGAACACGCCGGCAGGACAUUCAGAACAAGCUCCACCGAACUAAUGAGUCUGUUUCCUGUGUCCAACAGAUACGGAUCGGUCCUCAACCAACACAAGGUACCGUAGAUAGAUAGAUAGAUAGAUAGAUAGAUAGAUAGAUAGAUAGAUAGAUAGAUAGAUAGAUAGAUAGAUAGAUAGAUAGAUAGAUAGAUAGAUAGAUAGAUAGAUAGAUAGAUAGAUAGAUAGAUAGAUAGAUAGAUAGAUAGAUAGAUAGAUAGAUAGAAAGAAGGAAGGCUGCUAUGAUGCCAGGGGAAUUGGAACUGGUCCACCUUUAACCCCCAGAGCUUCAUGAUGGGCCUGAACCGGAUCUCCAGCACCACUCCAUACAUCAGUUUUCUGGCCAGCACCCGCCUCAACACCUCGACCCCCUCCUCCCUCCCUCCGUCUUCCUGCAGCAUCGAUGAGUCCUACAAGUAUGUCUUCCUGCCUGUCUGCUACUCCCUCACCUUCCUAUUCAGCCUGGUACUGAACUCGGUGGUUCUGCUGCGGUCGUGCUGCCCCCAUGGCGCUGGAGCCAGCAGCGGACGGCGCUGGAAUACAUCUCUGAUCUACAUGGUGAACCUGGCCACCACAGACCUGAUGUACGGCCUCUCGCUUCCCUUCCUGGUGGCGAGCUAUGUGCUGAGGGACCACUGGGUGUUUGGAGACUUCAUGUGCCGCCUCGUACGAUUCCUCUUCUACUUCAACCUCUACUGCUCCAUCUUCUUCCUCACCUGCAUCUCUGUGCACAGGUACCUGGGAAUCUGCCAUCCAAUGAGGACCAUCACUCUGGAGAGCAAGCGUGUGGUGAAGGCUACCUGCGCCUCAGUGUGGGUGGUGGUCUUCGUACUCACCUGUCCUAUCUUCAGGUUUGCCCAGACAGGAGAAGUUACGAGAAGAAGUACUGGAGCUGUUGAACCCGAGGGUAUGAGGUUUGGAGACAACAGGACUGAGGAGAAGUAUGUGAACUGCUGGGACGAUGCCAUCGAUAAGGACUUUGCUGAAUACGUCCCAUAUGGCAUUGUCCUUCAUCUGCUGGGCUUUUUUGUCCCCUUUGGUAUCAUUGCUUGGUGCUACUCUCAGGUGGUCCGGACAAUAUUUCAGAGCCUGCGGUCUCCGCCCAGUUCAAUAGAGUGCGGUGAAGACGGAGCAGUUGGGGACGGAGCAGUUGAAGGAGGUCGAGAUAGGGAGAGAACUUCUGUCUCCAUCUCUGGCUCCCAGUACUCACACUACAUCAGGAGGCGGCGUAAAUCCAUUAAAACUAUCGUAACCAUUACACUGCUGUUUGCGCUCUGCUUCUUACCCUUUCACGUUACUCGAACGUUGUUCCUGCUCCUGCGACGAGGGCAGCUUGGAGGCUGCAACGCCAUGAAGGCCGUCUCCAUCUGCUAUAAGGUCACCAGGCCUCUGGCGUCCUGCAAUGCCUGGCUCAAUGCCCUGCUCUACUUCCUGACGGGAGACAAAGGCGCCCCCUGCUGCUGGCCAGAACGAACUGUCCACCAGGACAAAAGAAAUGGCCCCCUCUGGUGGCCGUUAACGAUACUGAAGAAGGAAGGAGCAGGAGAGGAUGACCAGGAGGUAGCCGAGAAGGUUGAGAGGGAGCUGCAGAUGGAGGAUGAAUCCAAGUCUUCACGGAUCCUCUUCUAAAAAGUUCAGAAAGAACAUGUUGCUCCGAGACACAAUCAACCCGUCGGCAUGUUGUCCUGAACCUCCUUAGUGUUAUGGUGUUGUUCCAGUACAAGUUUUCCAACAAACCAAAUCUAUAUCCAAACAAGGAAUAUUUACAGCCAUAUUGCUCUCCAGCAGGGGUCUCAAACCCCCGGCCUCGGGGUCUGGGGUACUGCAACCUUUAGGUGUUCCUGGUCCAACACGCCUGAAUCAAACGGCUGAAUAACAUUGUCAGGCGGUAGGAAAGUUCUGCAGAGUCCUGUAAACGACCCAGUUAUUUGAUUCAGGUGUGAUGAAGCAAAGACACACCUGCAGACCGAUCCCUGGACCUCCUGCUCUACAGAGAUGAGAUGUUUGAUUAGAUCCAGUGGUUUCAUUACUUCCCUUGAUCUUAAAUAACUUGAACACAUCCCAUAAUGAUUCAUCAGCUGCCCUCUGCAUUUUAUAAGAAAGUUUCUAAAGAAGAAUAACCUGCUGCAGCUCACAUUGACUGCUGAAACCUUCAUCCUGAUGAAUCUCCUGCUCACUGGACAAUGUUGAGUUAACAGAACCGGGUUUCAGUUCAAUAGAACCAGACAAGUUUGUCCGUAUCAAACUGCAGCCAUGUGAGAAGAUUAAAGGUGGAUUUCAAACAUUUUAACACAACUUUCCCUCACAAACUGUGAAUGAAACGGUUUUUAUUGUUAAAGGCCAAUAAAUACGGUGCAGGAACACAGAACAAGUUGUUUUAGGCUGCAGCUGCUGGAACAUUUUAUACUUCACAGAACUUCUAGGAAGCCUUUAUAGGUGUUUCCCACUGCCACACAUCACCUUCACAUUUUCUGACACCAUGCAAGAAAAAGGUUCUGCCCAGAAUGUAUAUCAAGAACAAGCUGCAAAGAAACCUGCAGCCCUGGGAGGGAGAACAAAAUCCUCUCUUCUAUCAGUGAAUGUGAACGAGGUUCUGUGUACUUGGACAUUCCUGCUGCUUUGGAUCUCAGGUCCGGUUCUCCUUUCGCACCUCAUUAGUUUUGUGUGUUUUGAUAUUUUUGUGUAAGAAUUAAAGUCCGUUUUUGACCACA
Molecule: messenger RNA, 6312 nt
Organism: Girardinichthys multiradiatus
Lineage: Eukaryota; Metazoa; Chordata; Actinopteri; Cyprinodontiformes; Goodeidae
Product: P2Y purinoceptor 3
Exons: 2
Coding region: 3893-5230 (445 amino acids)
Biological process (GO): G protein-coupled receptor signaling pathway
Cellular component (GO): membrane
Molecular function (GO): oxysterol binding; G protein-coupled receptor activity
Source: RefSeq, a predicted model, not a curated record